Molecule: messenger RNA, 2011 nt
Organism: Malaya genurostris
Lineage: Eukaryota; Metazoa; Arthropoda; Insecta; Diptera; Culicidae
Exons: 3
Coding region: 119-1537 (472 amino acids)
Biological process (GO): regulation of gene expression
Cellular component (GO): nucleus
Molecular function (GO): zinc ion binding
Source: RefSeq, a predicted model, not a curated record
UUCAAUCUGGCAACUGUUGUAUCAUUCUGAAAAAAUAUGGCGUUAAUAUUAAUAACUAUGCUGAAAUGCAAAUAAAUUACGUUAAUUUUGAUUCGCCAAACUGGUGAAUUAUAUCAAAAUGUCAGAUCUGUGUUGUAAAUGUAAUUUACCGAAAGAAGUUCCAAAAUCUCACUCUGGAUCAGCAUCAUUCCGAUACAUUUGCCGCCUUUGCUUGAUGCGUGCCGAAGACACGGAACCAAUUUUUAUUCAUCCGGGAGACAGUACAUUGGCAAAUAAAAUCUUUGCUUGCACCGGUGUAAAGGUAGAUGAAAAUGCCACAAUUGGACCGAACUCUAUUUGCAUGUCAUGUAAGACAACGGUUUACAAAAGUUUCCAAUUUUUGGAGCUUUGUCAACGUAAUAAUAAAAUAAUACAGAACCUGCUAAAUCAAAACAAACCAGAUAUCGAAAAUAUUCCAUCAAGGAACGAACUGCGCAUGGUAAUUCGUGCCACGCCAGGAAUAACUUAUCCUAGCUCACCCAACAAGAGAAAACGAACAAUAUCACGACGUAAAUCAACUCGUAGCAAUCUGGAAUCGUCCACAAGCGCGAGUGAUAUCACUUGGAGUGAGUGUGAUACUGACAGUCGAGAUGAGCUGGGUGAAGACGAUGUAGACGAAAAUCAUCCAUUCCGUCAAGCUGCCUACGAAACCGAUACGCAAGCAGAAUCACCGAAGAGGCAAAGAAUAAGUUAUAACGAGAAUAAAGUCCCCACUUUGGUAAUACCAAUCGCACGAAUAAAUGGAAAAUUUGUUCGAAAUUCGCCGUGGGCUGGCUCAGAUGGGCGAACAUCGCGUUCCUCAACGAUUGAUCCGGUUGGUGAAAAUGAUUUAUUUCAGUGUGAAUUUUGUGAGGGAUCUUUUCCUUACCGUAUUCAAAUCAGACAGCACAUUGAUCUCUAUCACGCUGAUCGAAAGCACGAAUUGGCGUGUAAAUUUUGUUCAAAAACUUAUUUUACAACUGAAACACUUCGCAGGCAUGUAACACAGAAACACAGUUCUGCAGUUUUAAUAGAAUGUAAAUUAUGUCAAAGGACAUUUACUACUCAAAAAGGAUUACAUCAGCAUUACCGUUCGCUUAUACAUAGAGCCGCUACGGGAGAAGCUGUCUAUCCACGAAGACGAUCGUCGUAUCAUAGUAAUUCCAGUCGUCGAGAAUCUUUCAAUUCAGAAUUCAGUGAUGAUUGUCAACUGAGAAACCCAUUACGUAGAAAAUCGACGCAGUCGCGAAGCAUACUUGAUGACGAUUACAAUCCCUAUGCAAACGUUUGUUACGACGAAUUAGCCACUUACAAGUGCGACUAUUGUGACGUCAGGUUCGAUGACAGACAAAGUCUUGCAAAGCACACCGCUGUUCAACCUUGCCGCGUAGAGUUGGAGCCCCUUGAUCUCGAUCUAUUACUAGAGAAGAUGGAUCUAGACGAGCUACUAAAACCACUAAGCAACGGAGACGACGUAGCAAUAAUCGAGCCACCUAUCGAAAUAGUCGAUCUUACGUAGCAUACCGUCAUCCACAAUAGAUGUUCUACAGCAAAGCGUAUAAUCUUACGUUUUAAAUUUACCAAAAAUUCGGUGCGCUGCAAUCUUGAAGAAAUAUUUUGAAUAUUAAUUUUAGCACAUAAUUUUCUAUAGGCUUAAAUGUGUUAGACAUUUAUAUAUUUUUUAUUUGAAAUAUCAAGAGAGAUGAAGAUCAAUUAGAAACAUCAUUCUAGAAAUGAAAAAAUAUAAUUUCGCAUGUUCGUCGUGAAGACUGCGUGUUUUAUAUCGGUAUGAGUUGAGUUGAAACAAUCAAAUUAUUACAAAUGCUAAUUAAAUAGCAUCUCCAUGAACAAAUAAAGAAUCAGACCAGAAUAAUAAGAUGUAUUUUUAUGAAUUUUAAAAAGGUAUUAACCUUAGUACAACGCUCCAUCCUAAUGGAGCUCACUUCGAAUGACCGAUUCGUGUGAAAUAAAUGUGCAAACUUUAAAUGUUUCA